AAGAGCUGUCUCCAUGACAAUGUUGUCAUAGUGAUGUUGACAAGUGCUUAACACUUUGUUUUGGGUCAGUCGCUCACUUGGAGAAGCAGGAACACUGGUGCCUAGACGAGGAACUUCACAAGGCAAUGUCAAGGAAAGACCCUUGGGUUGGAACUUGGAGGCCCCACAAGCCAAGAGGGCCAAUAGCAGCCCUCUAUGGCAGCCCUGGACCUAAAUAUGCACUCUCUGGACUCACGGGUUCAUUUCAACAUGACCCCACUAAACCGAAAGCACCAAUGUUCUCCUUUGGUGGACGUCAUCAGGAAAUAAAGACGGACUGCUCCCCAGGUCCAGGAUAUUUGUACAUCCCCUCCAACAUCACCACGAACGGUCGAAAUGACAAGCCUGCAUUUUCAAUCCAAUGGCGCAAAAAGCAGCCAAAAUGGUCAGAAGUCCCUGGACCGGGCGAGUAUUGCCCAGAGAAAUCAGAAAAGAUGACUUUUCGCUCAGCACCUGCCUAUUCUCUGCACUCAAGGAGAAGAGACGUGGUGACUAGCCACACACCAGGUCCAGACACUUAUACUCUACCUCCUAUGGUGGGCUCCAAAACUGUGACUGGAACUUCUGCUCCCACCUACUCAAUUUGUGGCCGCAGGAAAACUGCAAGCUUACAUGAAGAACUAAAGCAGACCCCAGGCCCAGCUGCAUACAAAGUUGUGGACUCCUGUAUUUUCAAGCAGAAACCGCCACAGUACAGCAUAAAAGGUCGCACGUUUGUUCCUAAUGAUGCCACGGACAGACCAGGUCCAGGAGCACACUAUCCUGAACUGGUUACCUGCACAAGAACAAAAGCUCCAAGCUUCACCUUUGGAGUUCGGCAUUCAGAAUAUACCGCACCCCUGAUUGUACCAAACAAUGAACAAUAGCAUGCAGCUGUGUCAAUAAAGAGGACUAAAUAAAACUUG
Nothobranchius furzeri (turquoise killifish) is the source of this 944-nucleotide messenger RNA. RefSeq names its product ciliary microtubule associated protein 1B (gene cimap1b). Lineage: Eukaryota; Metazoa; Chordata; Actinopteri; Cyprinodontiformes; Nothobranchiidae. Gene Ontology annotation, cellular component: cytoskeleton. The record is from RefSeq and is a predicted model, not a curated record.